Molecule: messenger RNA, 3510 nt
Organism: Topomyia yanbarensis
Lineage: Eukaryota; Metazoa; Arthropoda; Insecta; Diptera; Culicidae
Product: transient receptor potential cation channel protein painless-like
Exons: 4
Coding region: 236-3499 (1087 amino acids)
Biological process (GO): monoatomic ion transport; transmembrane transport
Cellular component (GO): membrane
Molecular function (GO): monoatomic ion channel activity; protein binding
Source: RefSeq, a predicted model, not a curated record
UCAGCCGCAAUUGACUGUAUCGGCUCCCCGCACUUAGGCCACGGACAGAAAAUAAAAUGUGCUCAAAUUAAAUCUCGUUCUCUCGCGAUUCAUGUGUGUUUUCUUGCCUCGCGUAGUAGAUAAUACAACCGGUCGUCGUUUCGAUAUUUUCGCUUUUAGUAUGAUAAGUUUUUCGGAGAAGCGAUUUCAAUCCAAAGCACAUUAACUUAAUAAUCAUUUCUUGGUGCACACUCAAAUGGCUCAAAUACAGACUAACCAAGCGCCUACCGCGACAGAGGCAACAUGUUUAGCAAUUGAGGAAAACCGACACUCGAAGCGUGCAGAAAGGAAAGAAUUGCAGGUAUCUAUCAACAAGGAGAUAGAAACAAUUCUCAGCGAACAACUGUCUGUUCAAGAUGGUUUAUCGCAAUUACAAGCCCUGCUGGAAGAUGCCAGGAUUGAUCGUCUGCACGAGUUAAUCGAGGAGAUGAUGAACUGGGAUGUUCUUACCACCAUUCCGGAGCCGAAAACUUUCCUAUUCAAUGCAAAACUUCAACCGUCAUUCGCGAAAAUGCUGGAAAGUAACAUCAAGUAUCAAUCGCACCUGGAAUGUUUCAUAACUCGCUUCGAUGCUGUAAAUGAAAGAAUCUACCCUGAUCUUAAUACUCCACUACACUACGCAGUUGAAUCUCUGAACAUUGACUUCAUAAAAUGGUUACUGACACAACCCAAUCUAGCUAUAAACUGUCGCAACAAACAACGCAAAACGGCCCUGUUCCUGCUAUGCGAACAGUACGACAGCCUUGUGAACAGUCCGAAGUUCAAGAAACGCACGCUACAUGUUACCACAGCUUCCACAAAUACCGAGGAUAUCCGCCAGUGUAUCUUGAUGCUGCUAGAACACGGAGCAGACUUCAAUAUCUGCAGCGAUCGACUGCAGCUGCCAUUCGAGCUUCUGAUUCGGAAUAAGUCAAAAGACAACAAAUUGUUUGUGAAGGAGUGCCUAAAAAGGUGCGAUGAUGCUAUAGCGAUCGGGAAAACCAACGAACUGAAGAGACGGGUUGUUGCAUUUUACCAGGACUGGGCAUAUGUCAAGGUUACCAUAGAACUGUUAGAGCUAUACUUGAGAUUUGGAGAGGAGGACAAAUUUGCCCGUGAGUUCGACCGAAUCAAUAUAGAUUCGGGAAACGUUCGAGAAGUUAUCAAGAUCUUGUUACACAUUGCUGUUGAGCUUAACUUGGAGUCUAGUGUGAAAAAGAUAGUGGACAGCGCAAAGAAACAAAUUUUUCAAGUAGAAAGAGCUCGAAAGCUAAAGCACCUGCGGGUUUGCCAUCCCGAUAUGGACGAAGAUAACAAAUCUUCGGAACUAACAUACCGGGUAGAGCUAAAAGGUUUACUGAAAAAGGCCUGUGAGUGUGGGAAUGUAACCACGUUGAAUCUUUUGUUGAACCACAUAACCGAUCGUGUGUUGAUCAAUGAUGAACCCAUUCUGGUGAUUACACUGAAUCGGGCCCAUGAACUUCACAAUCGAGAAGAUGAGCAGUUUAAAGUGCUACAGUGUGCGGAUUUACUUUCCAAAGAUCAGAAAAUUCACCUUUCUCGUACAGAUAACAACGGAAAUACUGCUCUACACAGUGCGUUAAAAUUUGGUUUUACAGAUGUUGCUCUCGCGCUGCUCCGACAGAAGUAUGCUUUCCUAGGAGUUCGAAACAAAGACGGUCUAACCCCUUUGAACUACGCUCGAUAUGAUUUCUGGAAGAUGUACUUUGACCAAUGUGUAUCAAUCGACGUAAAACGAUCGUACUUUGACAGAAAUGAGCUUCGACUUAAUCUUAACGGCUUCGAUCCGUAUAUUUUCAAGAGACAACCUGUGAAGAAAUCAGCGCCGAAAGAUCGCAGCGAACUAAACUUGUGGCGAAUAGUUGAAAAGGCAUCCGCAUCAAAUGUUAAUCCGAAAGAGAAGCAAUCAUUCGUGACUGAAAUCGAUCCCGUCAAGAUAAUUGCCAAGUCUAAAGAGUUACAGCGACUUCUUCUCCAUCCAGUGAUCUACACAUUCAUUCUGGUCAAAUGGCUAAGGCUGACAAAAUGGAGCUACAUCAAUCUCUUCUGCACACUGGUAACCGUUAUCUGCUUCAGUUGGCACUCGCUGGACUCGUGCAAUGGUGGCGAAACGUCGACCGCCCUAACUGUACUAGCCGUGAUAGGUGCCAUCUACAUGAGCCUUAGGGAAGCCAUACAAUUUGUGUUCCUGCGAUAUGACUACUUUACUUCGGUUGAAAACUACCUGGAUAUUGCCACUAUCAUCUCAAUGUGCGUGGUUCUGUCCAACGGAUGCAAUUCGAUUGUAUCCUCACUAACCAUCAUUGCUUUCGCAAUGCAACUGACGGUCCUAGUGGGUUCUCUUCCGUUCAACAGCCUUUCUACCUACAUGUACAUGUUCAAAACCGUCUCGGUCAACUUUCUAAAAAGUUUCCUGCUCUUCAUUCCUCUUUUGAGUGCCUUCACAUUCAGUUUCUUUAUAUCCUAUAACGACCAAACUUCGAUCUCAUCCAUCGACAUCCCAGCGGAAAAUAACUCCUUUAACCAAUUUGCCACCUUCUCGAGUGCUGCCCUUAAGACUCUGGUUAUGACAACCGGCGAAUUCGAAGCCGCUGCCGUUGACUUCAGUGGCGGAAAAAUUAUCCUGUUCGUUCUGUUCAUUUUCUUCGCACCAAUCGUGAUCCUUAACUUGAUCAACGGUCUCGCAGUCAGCGACAUCACCACGAUCAGAGACGAAUCCGAGCUCAUCAGUAUCAGCAAAAAGGUGUUCAUUUUGGAACGGUACGAGCGGGGCCUACGAAAUAUCCCAUUCGAUUUGAUUCGAAGGCUCUUCCCUAGUCCGUUCUUCGAGAAACACUCGUACGUGAUUGUGGUAAGACCCAAAGAGUUCCGAAAGAUUUUGGUGCAGCACAUCAAUAAACCGACCGUUGAUCAUCAGCAGCGAGGAGGUCACUUUAAGAUUCCCAAAGCCGAGUGGCUGGUUGUUCCGAACCUACCGGGAGCUUGGUUCGUUCGGGGAUCGGAAGGGUUCUUUGUGAAUUUGAGAUUCCUGAAAUUUCCCUUAUUUUCGACACUCGACGAUCACAUCCUGGAUGAAGCGUUACGAAUUGCCGAUCAGGGUAAUCUUGUGAAGGAGAUUCUAGAUAGCAGGAGAUUGGAGAUUGCUCCCGUGAUUGCGGAUGCUGCACUGGAAACAGAAGUGAAGCUCGAAGAGCUGCGAUUGGAGAUGGAGAAAAUGAAUCGACUGUUGAACAAGUUGGUGAUGAAAGGAAGCUUAGUAGGGAAGAAGCUUUUGGCAGCUGGUCAAAGAAAGGGAAGCGAAACGGGAACUGUAUUAGCCACACAGGUAGCGCACAAAGAUGCGACGAAGAGGAAGGAGCUCCGGGGAAAGAAAACGGGGAAGAAACAAACGUUCAAGACAGUAGGAGAUGUUGCUUGUGCCAUUGGGAAAUUUAAGAAAAGUAAGAAACAUAAUAAAUAAAUCUAAGUUUA